This is a messenger RNA of Ananas comosus (pineapple), 1100 nucleotides long. Its product is annotated as tryptophan aminotransferase-related protein 2-like. The coding region runs from base 278 to 1087 and encodes 269 amino acids. Lineage: Eukaryota; Viridiplantae; Streptophyta; Magnoliopsida; Poales; Bromeliaceae. Gene Ontology annotation, molecular function: carbon-sulfur lyase activity; transaminase activity. The record is from RefSeq and is a predicted model, not a curated record. The transcript has 3 exons. Gene Ontology annotation, biological process: amino acid metabolic process.
UAUAAAAUUACUGUUUUUCCUGUUGCUGCAUGAUGCGUAUGUUGCUGAGGGUAACACAACAGCAUGGCACUGCUAAUCUUUGCCUCCUAAUCCUGCUAAGAUACAUGUGAUUUGUUGUUGCGUUCAUGUGCGACGAUUAGUUUAAAUUGAAAUGGAUAAAAACUGUGAUUUUUACAUAUCAUUUUUUUAGCAGUACUUGUGUAGUAUUUGUUUGUCGGAUUUAGUGCUAGAUUGGUUUUGCCUACGGUUACAUGAAUUGCGUAAUGUUGUGCUUUGUAUGCUUUUUUUUUUCUUUUUUUUUUUUAUGAUGUUUCAGUCGUAUCCUGCGGUGACGGAUUACCUCCGGUCGGGGCUGUUCCGGUGGGCCGGGGACGCGCACGCCUUCAAGGGGGAGUCGUACAUCGAGCUCGUCUGUUCCCCCAACAACCCCGACGGUUCGAUCAGGGAGGCCGUGCUGAGUUCUGAGGCCGGUAAGACGAUCCACGACUUGGCCUAUUACUGGCCUCAGUACACCCCCAUAACCGAUCGCGCCGACCACGAGAUCAUGCUCUUCACCGUCUCGAAGAGCACCGGCCAUGCUGGGACAAGAAUAGGGUGGGCUCUCGUAAAGGACCGAGAAGUUGCUCGAAAGAUGGUCAAAUUCAUCGAGCUCAACACUAUCGGGGUGUCCAAGGACUCGCAGCUGCGCGCAGCAAAGCUCCUGAAAGUAGUCUCUGACGGCUACGAGCUUGAGAGGGCCGACGAACACACGGAUAGGCUUUUCGACUUCGGGCGGAGGAUUAUGGCCGCCCGUUGGGAGAGGCUGCGCGAAGUCGUCAAGGCCUCGGGCAUUUUUAGCUUGCCCGAGUUCCCGGAUGGCUUCUGCGAGUUCACCAAAGAAAGAACCGGAAUCUAUCCCGCUUUCGCAUGGCUCAAAUCGGAGAAAGCCGAGAUUGAAGACCUGGAGAGCUAUCUCAGGAGCCAAAAGAUACUAACUCGGAGCGGCAAACACUUCGGGGCGGGAUCGAAUUACGUCCGAGUUAGUAUGCUGGAUAGGGACGAAACCUUCGAUCUCUUCCCUCGACCGGCUUAUCUCUCGCUACGUUGAAUCGCCAGCGGCG